UUCCAUCUCUCGCAUUCCCCCACCUCUCUCUCUCUCUCUCUGAAACUGAAACCAUAGAGGAUCGAAACCUGAUUUUUGGAUCUCCCAUUGCUCUACCUUGGAAGGCACGGCCUUCUCCAACAUCGUCCACUCCUUCCAUAUUAUCCGAGAGCAUCUCCCGAAGCUGCAUUUCUUUCUUUAACUCGCAGUUGUGCAAAUCUUACUAUCUAGAUGGACCGACGGAGUUGGCCGUGGAAGAAAAAAUCAUCCGACAAGGCAGCUGCUGAAAAAGCGGCUGCUGCUUCUCAGUCUGAUCAGGAUAACUACAAAAAACCGAACUAUGUUCAAAUUUCUGUGGAGUCAUAUGCGCUUCUGACCAGUUUGGAGGAUCAAGUGAAGACAUAUGAGGAACAGGUGCAGACACUGGAGGAUCAGAAUAAGGAAUUGAAUGAAAAGCUGUCAGCAGCUCAUUCAGAGAUGACUACCAAGGAAAACUUGGUAAAGCAGCAUGCCAAAGUUGCUGAAGAAGCCGUCUCAGGUUGGGAAAAAGCUGAAGCAGAAGCCCUAGCAUUGAAGAAUCAUCUGGAGUCUGUCACGCUUGCAAAACUCGCUGCUGAAGAUCGGGCAUCACAUUUGGAUGGCGCUCUGAAAGAGUGCAUGCGACAGAUACGUAAUCUGAAGGAAGAUCAUGAACAGAAAUUGCAAGAAGUUGUUCUUACCAGAACCAAGCAGUGGGACAAAAUUAGGCUUGAGUUUGAAGCGAAGAUAGUUAACUUAGAGCAGGAACUCCUAAAGUCUGCUGCUGAAAAUGCUGCCCUUUCAAGAUCUUUGCAGGAACGUUCAAGCAUGCUAAUCAAGAUAAGUGAAGAAAAGUUACAAGCUGAGGCUGACGUUGAGCUCUUGAAGAGCAAUGCUGAUACAUGUCAGAGGGAAAUAAAUUCUCUUAAAUACGAACUGCACAUAGUUUCCAAAGAGCUGGAAAUUCGUAAUGAAGAAAAGAACAUGAGUGUGAGGUCUGAAGAGGUAGCUAACAAGCAGCAUAUGGAGGGUGUUAAAAAAAUAGCUAAGCUUGAAGCAGAGUGCCAAAGAUUACGUGGUCUCAUGCGGAAGAAGUUGCCCGGUCCUGCUGCAAUGGCCCAAAUGAAGCUAGAGGUUGAGAAUUUAGGCCGAGAUUAUGGAGAAACUCGAUUAAGAAGGUCUCCUGGUAAGGCUUCAAGUCCACACCUCUCUCCAGUGCCCGAGUUUUCCAAUGAUAAUACUCAGAAUUUCCAUAAAGAGAAUGAUUUUCUCACCGAACGUCUAUUGGCAACGGAAGAAGAAACAAAGAUGCUCAAAGAAGCUUUGGCAAAGCGUAACAGUGAAUUGCAGGCUUCAAGGAGUUUGUGUGCUAAGACGGCUAGCAAGCUCCAAGUUUUAGAAGCACAAAUACAAGGCUGCAAUCAACAAAAAAGUUCGCCAAAAUCUAUCAUUCAGAUCACCGCUGAAGGUUCUUCAAGUCAAAAUGCAAGCAAUCCACCAAGCUUGACCUCCAUGUCUGAGGAUGGAAAUGAUGACGAGAGAAGUUGCGCCGAUUCUUUGUCUACAUCAUUGAUUUCUGAGCUCUCCCAAUUCAAGAAAGAAAUGAACAGCGGGAAAUUGAACAAGGUUGAAAACGAAAAUCACUUGGAGCUUAUGGAUGAUUUUCUUGAGAUGGAGAAGUUGGCUUGUCUAUCAAAUGAUUCCAAUGGAGCCAACUUGAAUUCUUCCAAUAAUAAGAUACCUGAAACCCCAAAUCGGGAUUCAUCAGAAGUCACUACUCUGACAGAUCUCCAGUCUGAACAGCAUCGAAAUUUAAAUGCAUUAGAAAAUCAGGUAUAUUCUAGCAUGGAAUUGUCAGAAUCAAAUCACGGCUCUCAUGUAGAUCAGCUGCCGCUGACGAGGCUCCAGUCAAAAAUUUCAAUGGUAUUUGAGUCUGUGCCCAAGAAUCCUGAUAUGGGGAAAAUUUUGGAGGAUAUUAAACUUGUUUUGCUGGAAGCACACGAGUCUCUUCGUCAGCACCCUGUAACUUGUGCUUCCAAGGAAGUUGACUGUUCGGUUGGCACAUCUGACCAGAAGUCUCAUCCUGCACUGGGUGUGUUAACUGCAGAGAAGGAAAUUUCUUUAUCCCAGCCAGCUAUAGAAACUGUGAAGAUAAUUAGCCAAGAUUUGGCAGCUGCCAUUUCACGGAUUCAUGACUUCAUAGUGUUUUUGGGCAAUGAGGCAAUGGUAAUCCAUGAUAUCUCACCUGAUGGCAGUGGAUUGAGUCAAAAAAUUGAGGAGUUCUUCGUCACCUUUAAUAAAGUCAUGUACAGUAAGACUAGUUUGGAUGAUUUUGUUCUUGAUCUUUCUCAUGUUUUGGCUAAAGCCAGUGAACUCAGAUUCAACUUCUUGGGCUAUAAGGAUACUGAUGCAGGAAUUAGCAGUCCCGAUUGCAUAGACAAGGUCGCUUUACCUGAGAAUAAAGUAGUUCAAAAGGAUUCAUCAGAAGGAAGAUAUCAUAGUGGUCGUGACCACAUUUCCAAUCCCACUUCUGACCUUGAGGUUCCUGAUGAUGGAAAUUUAGUCUCAGGGUAUGAAUCAAAUUCCACAUCAUGUAAGUUCUCAUUAGAGGAGUUUGAGGAAUUGAAAUCAGAGAAAGAUACGUUGGUGGUGGAUCUAGCAAGAUGUACCGAGAACCUAGAGAUUAUGAAAUCACAGUUACAGGAAACCGAGCACCUUCUAGCAGAAGUUAAAUCACAAUUAGCAUCUGCUCAAAAGUCAAACGGCUUGGCCGAGACACAGUUGAAAUGUAUGGCUGAGUCAUACAGAUCUCUUGAAGCUCAUGCAGCGGAGUUAGAAACUGAGCUGAAUUUUUUGCGAGCUAAAACAGGAACUCUAGAAAAUGAGCUUCAAGGGGAAAAGAAGAGUCUUCAGGAUGCACUGGCUAGAUGCGGGGAACUCCAAGAGCAAUUGCAAAGGAACGAGAGCUGCUCUGUUUGUGCUGCAGCAGCUGAUAUUGCUCUCAAGGCGAAACAGGAGACGGAGUUAGAAGCUGCAGCGGAGAAGCUAGCCGAGUGCCAAGAAACCAUUUUCCUUCUUGGCAAGCAGUUGAAAGCUUUGCGCCCUCAAACAGAGCUUAUGGGAUCUCCUUACAGCGAGAGGAGUCAAAGGCAUGAAGGUCUGACAGACAAUGAACCAGCUACUAGUGGCAUGAACUUGCAAGACUUUGAUCAAGCCGAAAUGGACACUGCUGCUCCUCCCAAUGUGCAAAAACUAGGUGCCGAAUAUCCCAUGGACUUGUAUAGUUCCCCAUGUAGCCCGUCCGAUGCUGAAGGAAACCAGCUCCAGAGUUCACCAAUCAGCUCAAAACAUCCAAAACACAGGCCCACCAAGUCAACCUCUUCAUCUUCUUCUACCCCAACACCAGAGAAACAGUCGCGAGGACUCACCCGGUUCUUCUCCUCUAAAGCAAAGAACGGACUCUAGGCUUGCAGCUCGGGGGCAGAGUAAUGGAUGUUCUGUUGUUAGAAGCACCAAGGUGGGGAGCUCAACCAUCUAAUAUCCUAUGGUAUUAGAAUUAGAUUUUGGAAGGUUUUGUGGAGCUCUUUCUGAGAGGAGGGCUUUCCAAACGUCAGGUAAUUUAUGUAACAAAUGGCUGUACAUGAUAUCCAAAUAUGUGAAUUUCUUUUCUUCGAUUUUAAA
Molecule: messenger RNA, 3678 nt
Organism: Juglans regia (Persian walnut)
Lineage: Eukaryota; Viridiplantae; Streptophyta; Magnoliopsida; Fagales; Juglandaceae
Product: filament-like plant protein 4
Exons: 6
Coding region: 211-3462 (1083 amino acids)
Source: RefSeq, a predicted model, not a curated record